Myiozetetes cayanensis is the source of this 2965-nucleotide messenger RNA. It is a transcript of the gene ARHGAP36, whose product is annotated as Rho GTPase activating protein 36. The record is from RefSeq and is a predicted model, not a curated record. Gene Ontology annotation, biological process: signal transduction. NCBI's taxonomy places the organism in Eukaryota, Metazoa, Chordata, Aves, Passeriformes, Tyrannidae.
CCUCUGCAGCCUCUCUGAUGAUGUCUUCCCCGGACAGUGAAUUUGGGAUUCAUGACCUCUCUCCUCCCUCAGAGCAGCUGGAGUUUGCAGAUUGUGGCAGUGCUGGGGUGGAUGUGGCUCAGCAGCACCACUUUCUACGGGUGACAGGGAGGGGCAGUGAGGUGAUGGCAGAGAAAAGGGAACUGGGCAGCCGCCCCCCAGGGUGCAGCUGGCUCUGGGGGGUUCUGUGCCACGGCUGCAUGUUUGGGAGGAAGCUACAAGUGGGGCUGUGGCCUCAAAAUGGAGCUGCUGUGGGGAAGGGAGCAGGUGGUUGAUGACUGGUGGCUGCUGGAUCGGGAGAACCAGAGAUCCCUUCAGCAGCAGGAAGGGCAGAGCAGAGGCCCAAACAAGCAGGAGGUGUCAAGGGUGAAAGGGAACCUGUGGAUAACCCAGCUCCUCCUGGGGAAGGAUGCUCUGGAGAUGCAGAGCUGGCACAGGUUGCCCAGAGAAGCUGUGGCUACCCCAUCCCUGGAAGUGUUCUAGGCCAGGUUGGACGGGGCUUGGAGCCACCUGGGCUGGUGGAAGGUGUCCCUGCCCGUGGCAGGGAGUGGAAUGAGAGGAGCUUUAAGGUCCCUUCCAACCCAAGGAGCCUGUCUGUGGUUCCCAAGGAGCUUGUGGGUGUGUUAACAGGCAAGGAGGUGCCAAUUUUGGGUGUUACACGUGUUUUGUGGGUCACUGUAGAUUUGUGAGGCUCUGCAGGGUCUGCAAUCCCCCAGGUACAACCUGUGAGCUGUAGAUCCAUCCCAGCAGGUCUGUGAGCUCCUCAGUGCCAGAGCUCUGCAGGGACUCUGCAGUCCCCCAGGCCGUGGUGGGUGUGGAGAGCAUCCCUGUGCCCUGCCUGUGCCAGACCCCGCUGGAAACACGACCCGUGGGAAGAUGCCGUGGUGGAGCAGUGGGAAGGUCUGCACGGAGAGCUGAGGUGGAAACCAUCUGCUUGGCCCACACUGCCCAGUCCAGGCAGCACAUUCCCAGCUCAGGUUCCACCUGCUGGAACAGCCAGCGCUCCAGUGGGUGUCCUGGUGCCACUGGAUGGGAAAGCUCAGGAUGGAAGGGAUUGAGCAAUGGUCGGUCCCUGCCAAGGCACAGUGUCCGGCGUGGGAAGCGUGGCUCCUUCCAUCUAACCCUGCCCUCUCUCCACACGCUGCUUCUGGCUCUCGUUUCUUUUGGCAGAAAAUUCACAUUCUCAUCCCCCCUCUCCUCCCCUCGGCUUCGCCGGCUCCUCUCCGGCACUUCUCCGCUUCUCCUCCUGCCUGUGGGCUGGGAAGGGCCCCCAGAGCCACGGUGGAGACGCUGCUGUGGAAGGAAGGAAGAGCCAGGAGCUCCGGGAGCUGCCGGUCCUGCUGUGAGAGGACACAGGGAAGAGGACCUUUGUCUGUGCUGCUGUGCCAGGCCCCAGCCCUGGGAUGCAGCCCGUGGCCCUGCAGAGCCUGUCGGAGCUGGAAAGGGCCAGCCUGCAGGAGCUCGCGCUGUACCGGCUGCAGGACAAGCUGCUCGUGGGGGAUCUCAGCCUGGACAGAGAUGGAUCCAAAGGCAGUAAAUCCAUCCGGCAGAAGCUGGAGAGCUUCUCAAAGGAGAGGAAAGACUGCUCUCCCCACACCUUCGGGAUCCCGCUCUCCCAAGUCAUUGCCAACGACCGCGCCCACCGGCAGCUCCAGGAAGCCGUGGGGAAGAGUCGCCGGCUCUGCCUGGAGGUGGAGGCCACGGUGACCAGGUUUCGGGCUCAGAGGCAGAAGAAAUCCGGGAUGGGCCCAAGGUGUGUCCGAGCACCCGAUGGGGGCUUCCCCGAGGAGCCGCUUUCCCCAAGUCUUCUGGACAAGAGCUCCUGGAGCCAGCGGAGGGGGGCCAUGUCCGUGGAUUCCAUCACCGACCUGAGCGACAACGCGUCCAAGCUGCUGGAGGCGCUGCAGCUGUCCCACCCCCACGAGCUGGACCCACGGAGAAUCCUGGGCAAGAAGAAGACGCUGAGCCUCAACCCCAUCAGCUGGCAGGUCCCACGGAUCGUGGACAGGUGCUGCACACACAUUGAGACACACGGUCUCCAAACAGUGGGAAUCUUCCGCGUUGGGAGCUCCAAGAAAAGAGUUCAGCAGCUGAGGGAAGAGUUUGACCAAGGGCUGGAUGUUUUGGAUGAGCAUCAAAGUGUUCAUGAUGUGGCUGCUCUGCUCAAAGAGUUUCUUCGGGAUAUGCCGGAUUCCCUGAUUCCCAGAGAGCUCUAUGGAGCCUUCCUCAGCACAGCCACCAUGGAGGGGCCAGCACAGCUGGAUGCCCUCCAGCUGCUGCUCUUCCUGCUGCCCCCCUGCCACAGCGACACCCUGCACCGGCUCCUGCGCUUCCUGGGAGAGGUGGCCCGGCACGCCGAGCGCUCCUGGGAUGCCGACGGCCGGGAGGUUCCCGGGAAUAAAAUGACAGUUUCAAACCUGGCCACGGUCUUUGGUCCCAACAUCCUGCAGAAGGAGAAGCCUGGAGAGAAAGAUGCCAGUGCCCUGAACUUUGAGGACAGCGCUGCCAUAAUCCUGGUGCUCCAGAGGCUGAUCGAGCACCACCAGGCCCUGUUCAUGGUCUCUCCAGAGAUGCAGUGUGACAUCCUGAGGAGGCUGUUCCAGACAGAUCCCGAUGUCAUUGACUACCUGCUGCGCAGGAAGUUCCCUGCUGUGCCGCACCUGGAGCGUGAGGGUUCCGCAGAGGGCCGCUCUCCCUCGGCACUGCCCGGCUGGACACGCAGCCUGGAGAGCAGCUCGGUCUCCUCGGAGCUCUACAGCAACGUCUCAUUCCUGAACCUGCACGUUGGCAUCUAGAUCCAGGGUGCUGCCCAGACACACAGCUCUGGGCUUGACAGCUCACUGGGAAAGACUGGAGGAGAAAAUCAUGGAAUUGUUGAGGUCGGAAAAGCCCUCCAAGACUAUCCAAGUUCAACUGCUCCCACAGC